UCAACCUCGGGAUGAACAUGGCGUUUUUAAAGCGCAAGCAGAAUCAGCUUAUCGCAUUUUUUAUCAUGUUAUUUUCACACAAUUGUGGUGCCGAAAAUACCGAGAAUACAUUCGUUGCUACGCCAGACUUUGCUCUGACGAUGUCAUUCAAGACGGUGACGUCAUCAUCAAAGGUGCGUUGCGUCGGCGCAUGCGCGGCGGACCAGAAGUGUUUGAGCGCAACCUACAUGUUAUCGACUAAGCAAUGUCUGAUGUCUGAACUGCCUCUGGUUGCCACAGCGGCGAGUGGAACUCCGAACAACGACGCCGUUACUUAUAGCAUGGAUGAAUGGCUCUUAGUGUUCCGCGCUACUCCGGGUAUAUUUGUAGACGCACAAAUAGCCUGGUUAAACGGAAGUAAUGUUACUACAAGUGACGUCACUUGCCAGGUGUUAAGCGCCACAGAAUGCGCUCAUCAUUACCGUCACCCGGUUGUUAAUUUGUGGAAUGUUCUUGGCGUGAAGCAGGUUAAGCUCGUGUUCUUUAAAGGACAGCAACAGAAGUACAUUAUCUUCGAUGGUAUCGGUAGUGACAUAUCAAACUGGUUCAAGCAAUCGAGGGUCUUGAAUUCAUCAUGGUCGAACCUGGCCAGCGAUACGUUGCCAUUCUUUUCGAUAGAAGGAGACUUUGAGCGGAACUUCUUAACGAGUUAUCCCUACGACAGUUGUGAAAGCGACACAUUUUAUACACUCGUGCUAGAGGGCAGGACCGCAGGGAAUCGCUGUUCCUAUGAAGACCUCGCAACCUACCCACAAUUCUUCUUCGCCACUGGUGACAAGCCUGGCAAGCCCAUGCUGGGGAUGGCUCUUGCAGACCUCUUUGCCAUCUUCAUAAAGUAGACUCGUCGAAUUGAGACGAUCCUUGCAGGAGCAUGGUACCGACGAGACUGGAGGAUUUCAUGAUUGACCAUUAUGAAGUCGCAAACAAUGUUUACGAACAAGUGUAAAGUUUGGUUGAAACUGAAUAAAUAGUGAUUAAGUC
Molecule: messenger RNA, 1020 nt
Organism: Dreissena polymorpha
Lineage: Eukaryota; Metazoa; Mollusca; Bivalvia; Myida; Dreissenidae
Exons: 5
Coding region: 12-878 (288 amino acids)
Source: RefSeq, a predicted model, not a curated record